Molecule: messenger RNA, 7098 nt
Organism: Cimex lectularius (bed bug)
Lineage: Eukaryota; Metazoa; Arthropoda; Insecta; Hemiptera; Cimicidae
Gene: pps
Exons: 24
Coding region: 399-6680 (2093 amino acids)
Biological process (GO): DNA-templated transcription
Cellular component (GO): nucleus
Molecular function (GO): protein binding
Source: RefSeq, a predicted model, not a curated record
AGUUGAAAAUUGUUAACACUGAAAAGUUUAAUCAUUUAUCCUUGUUUUAUUUUUAGUUUGAUUAAAAAUUGGCCAUUUUUUUUUAUCUUUUUUGGUAUGACCUUUAUACCGGAGGUUGGCUAACCUGUUUGAUCAAAACCUGAGGUGUACUUUUCAUCAUUGAGAUUCGACUUCAGUUUGGGUAACGCGAGGAGCACCCUUGGAACUCGGGAGCGUAGAAUCCCUUUUUGGAAUUAUUAAUUUUGUUUGUGAACAGAUUGUGUUUGUGUUUUGGUUUAUCCUUUUAUCGAACGAAGUCUGUUAAAUGACUGCAAAUCCGCGUUAAAUGAAUCUAAAGGAAUUUCGACUCGAGGUGGAAAUUUCACUUCAAAUAUAAGAUUUGAAGGAAACUGUUGAAAAUGUCAAGUACUUUCGUGGCAGAUAGCACCGAGGACAAAGAUGAUUCUUUGAUUAUCAUUGUUAACCCUGAUGGUACAAUCACAGUCGAUCCUGAAACUCUUCAGAAACUGAUUGCAAACCAACAUGGAAAUGUAAGUGUUGUUAGAGUUGAUGGUGAGGGAAAUGCAAGCUCAGAAGAACAAGCUGAUACUGAUGCUUCUCAUGUCAAUCUAACAGUUGAAGGAUUUUAUUCAAACCCACCCCAAGAAACUACUGUACUGUCAGAAGUUCCAGUUGAAAAUGAUACUGGAAACAAUGAUGUUGUUGUGGACCCGUUUUCUGAGAUGGAACCGGAGCAUAUUGCACGGCUUGAAUCUGCCCUGCAAUCAGACCAGGCCAAGGAAAUUCUUGGUCACAAGCUUGGGGACAAUCUUACAGAAAUGCUUGACAUUUUAGAACGCAGUGAUGAAAAAGACACCCCUUCCUUACCUGGUCCUCAGAUUAUUCCGCAGCAACAGGCUGCUGAUCACCCUCCACUUGAAACAAUUGUUCAUAAUGACCAUAGUUACCACCUUUACCAGCCCCAGCCAUCUGUACAAGUUAUGCCUCCAUCUAUACUAUCAAGGCCACUCAUGAGGGGAGGACGUGCUAGGGUGCGUGGUACUGGGAGAAUAUUGACAAGGGGUGGUAUCACAAGAGCACCUGUUAUUGCUGCACAGUCUCAACCAACGUCACAGCCAACUAUGGUCGUCGCUGCUCCUAAGGUUACAAAGAGCAUAAUCUGCAAUCAGAGUGGGAGACUGGUCCAACAACCAGCCGUUUUAGUUGCAUCUGACAUCAAAGUUCAAAAGAAAAUUAUUGCAACAAAAGUGCCAACUACUCAAUCUGGAAUUUUAUCUUCAACACCAAGAAUUUUGACGCAAUCUGCCGUAACUAGUGACACAGCAGUUGUCAGGACACCAUCAGAACUCCAAAAGAAAUCACUUGUUCGUGGGGGAAAAGUAACUAUCAGGACACCCAAAAGCAAGAGAGUAACUACCACGAUCAUAACUCCAGGGUUAACACCAUCACAAGACAAUGAAGCAGAGAAGCUUAAGCAACAGUUGGAGGAUGAAAUAAUUGAGGUGCAUUCACCAAUCCCCAAAAUUGAUCCCACAAUUCCUAAUGCUGACAAAAAACUAACCUUUCAGCAAGUUGUAACUAUAUUGAAGAAAAAGCCUUCUGUUGUUGUUCAAAAGCUCUCACCAAAAGUUGUUGAGGCUUCCCUUAACAGGAACAAUGUGGUGAGCAAAACCAAACCAAAAGAGGUCAUUAAAUAUGAUUCAAAAACCCCAGGAAAGGGUGAAACUUUAGUCCCUACGUUACCGAACACCCCCAAUUCUUUGAUAACAUCACCUACUGCAACAGCAAAAGUUGUAAAAUCUUCAGAUGUGGAUGAUACAAAAAAAAAGAAGGAGCGAGGCAAAUGGUCAGCACAGGCUAUGCCAGUUGUGCUUGGCCCUGAACUUUUUUCAACGCCUGAUAUCAUCAGGAGGGUAAGCACAGAAAAGGCCAGUGUUAUUGAAACACCCCCUACAGAAACACAACUUCAUCUUCCUGCUGGAACUCCUUUAUCAGAAAUGGUGGUUGAAAAACCAUCAAACACAUCUAAAGGGGAACCAGAAUCACUCAAAGUUCAAGUUCAACCGCUUCAUCCACCUAUAGUUUCAGCAAAAUGUGAGGAGAUGUCAGCAGAAAGUCUUUUAGACAGUAUACAUGCUGAGGUAGCCAAAGAUGAAUCGAGGUUUCUUGCAGAGGCAUUACUUUUUGAUGAACUUACAAAUGAUGAGGAUGCAAUGGGAUCUAUCAAGAUGAUUGAUUGCCAAAUCGAGGAGACUUUAAAGAAAAUGGAAAUUGGGCAGGAUCAGCCACCUCUAGCCAGUUCUGGUGCGAUGAUAACCCCUGGACAAGAAGGCAAACAAACUGAUGAGAUAUCCACUUCCUCCUUACCCACUUUGAGGAAGCUACCGCCGAUAGAGUUACCAGCCACCAGAUCAGCUACAAAAAAAGCAGCUGCUGCAAAAGUGCAGGAUUCCCAACAACCGAGGGAAGUUCACAAGCAAGAAACCCGAAGAGCUUCAGUUGAUUCCAAAAAGUCCAAUGUUGAAAAAAAAAAUUUGCUGAAGAGUAAAGAAUCAGAUGGGGAAGACGAUCAAGACAGCGAUGACGAAAGCUGGAAUUCAGAAGAUGAUCCAGAUAGGCUUUGGUGCAUUUGUAAAAAGCCACAUAACAACAGGUUCAUGAUAUGCUGCGACAGUUGUGAAGAGUGGUUUCAUGGUAAGUGUGUGGGCAUCACCAAAAGUCUUGGGCAGCAAAUGGAACAGCAGGGAGUUGAGUGGUCUUGCCCUACUUGCAAAGAGACAAAACUGAAACACAUUCAAAAGUCUAAUCAGGAAGUGACUCCACUACAGAAAGUGGAUUCUAAGCCCCAAGGAGAAGAACAGCCUAUUACUACUAUUGAGUGUAUUGUUUGCAAGAAAAUGGCAAAAGAUAAUAAUAACUUCUGCUCUGACAUAUGUAUCAAGAAGCAUGUCCUUAUGAUGUUGGCCAUGCUUAAAAGAGAAACAGUAGGACUAAAUCCUGCUACAAAAGUGGUCGUAUAUGAGAAAAAAACUGGAAGACUUCUCUCUGGUGAAAAAGCUCCUUCAGUUGUAAAUCUGGCAGACUGGCUUAUAUCUCAUAAAACAUUUGAAGUUGUAAAGCCAAGUAUUUUGCCUUUGAACAAAUAUUACAAAACGGCAGUUGCAAAUAAAGUCAGCACUGUGGAGAUGCCAAAUAAAACACAAACACCAUCUAAGCCCCAGUUAACUCAAAACACAGACCCAUCACCGGUAAAAACAUCGUCACCUUUAGCAACUAAACAAGCUACAGUAGAAAAACACCCGUUCUCAGUCAAACUCUUACAGCCUGUAACUAAAACAUCCAGCUCACAAAAAUUGGUAUCAAGCCAAAAAAACGUUGCGACUCCAUUGAAGAAUAUUCAUACCAAUCAGAAAAACCUUCAAACAAGUCAGAAGAGUAUUCAGAAUGCUUCUAAAGCAGCCCAACUCAGCCCAAAAGCAGUCCAGCCGAACCCGAAGUCUGUUGUACCCAUUCCAAAGGUUAUUCCAUCAAGUCCCAAAAUCAUUCAACCCUGUCAGAAAACUGUACAGAUCAUCCAAGCUCAGCCACAUACACCUUUGACGACAGUGAAAGCAAAGGCUGAGGAUUCAGAGAAAACUAAGAAGAAAACACAGGCAACAUCUGUCACCCCAAUUCUUGACAAGAAGAAGGAAGACAAAUCUGAGGCCAAGCUUGUUAAAAAAGAUAAAAAGAGUAGUAGUCAGAGUGAGAGUAAAAGUUCAUGCUCUACACCUACUGUUAAGCAGGAAGAAACUCCAAAACAACAGCCUGAGCCUAUUAGGGCUAAUGUGAAGAGGACUUUACAUGAACUAUUGCAACAGAGGGUUAAACAAGAUCCUGAGCUAAACAUUCUAACAGAUGAAAUAAAAGAGCUUGUUACUUCUAUUGAGGAGGAGCUAUUCAAUCUAUUCAAAGAUACUGGCGCCAAAUACAAGGCUAAGUACAGGAGCCUUGUCUUUAACAUCAAAGAUGCUAAGAAUUUAACUCUGUACAGGAAAAUUGUAGAGAAGUCAGUGAGUCCCAGCCAACUGGUUAGGCUUUCACCAGAAGAGCUAGCAUCACAAGAAUUGGCUCAGUGGAGAGAGAAGGAGGCAAAACACCAAAUAGAAAUUAUAAAGAAAAAUGAGUUGGAUCUGAUUUAUCAAGCAAAAACUGUUGUACUUAAGAGUCGAAAAGGUGAAGAGGUAAUCGAAUCCAAAAACCAUGAAGCAAAUAUUACAGAACUAGAAUCUGCUUUAAAUAGAACGGCUGAUGAUUAUGAAAUUGAAAGUGCAAAACAGGAGAAAAAAGAUGGGGAAACAGCAUUGUUAAAUGUGAACCUUUCAACAUCCGUAGAAAAGAAAAAGAAAGAAGAAAAGAAAGAUGAUAGGAAAAAAGAUAAGAGGAGAGAUAGAAAAAGGUCACAUAGAAGCAGGAGUAGGUCAGGCCAUAGGAGCAGAUCCAAAGAGAGUAGGUCGAGUCAAAGUAAAUCAAAAGAAAUAAAUAAAACUGAUUCCAAAGAAAAGAGCAGAAGUAAAUCAAGAGAUGAGUCCAAAAGAAGUCGAAGUAGGUCUAAAGAGAGGUCUAAAUCAAGAGAUGUUAAAAGAACAGACUCAAAAUCAAAUUCGGACAAAAUUCCUUUGAAUAUAAAGAAGGAUGAUGAUCCACCGUUACCACCCUACUGUGACACAAAAAUAGAUAUGGAAAGGUCUUUGACACCACCACCUCUAACUGAAAAUCAACUCAAAGAAGAUGACUUGUCAGAUAGGGAACCGUCAUCAACUGUCACAAUAAACACUCCGCCAUAUAUAGAGGACAAGCCACCAUUCUGGUCCGGUAUUCUAAACAUGAGUGAGGUGACCAAAUUGUAUACAUCAGCAUAUGAGGUUUCAGGGAGUUGUGAAGGUCUUGAUAUCGAAUUACUCUCAAAUCUAGAAUGUGUCGGUCGGAUCCAGCCUGACGCUGUCUGGGAUUAUGUCUCGCGCAUGAAGAAGGCUGGCACCAAAGAUAUUGUUGUCAUCCGGUUCCAAUCUGAAUCCGAAGAGGAGAAAAUGAACUAUCUAAGUCUCUAUAGCUACCUCAACAGCAGGAACCGAAUGGCUGUUAUUGGUGCCAUAUCAAAAACGGUCAAAGACUUCUAUGUUUUACCACUUGCUUCUCAUAGUCCAAUACCGCAAGUUCUUUUACCACUUGAUGGCCCUGGCUUUGAUGAUUAUAGGCCACACCUCUUGCUGGGGAUAAUAAUUAGGACAAAAAAGGGAAACACUUCAUUAUCACUCCCUUCAAUUAUUCAUAAAAAAAAAUCCGUGUGUCAAAGCAAAAUAGGAGAGAGGUCAUACACACCACCACUACCUGAUGGAACCACAACUCCUCCAUUGCCACCAACUUCUGCACUGAAACGUCUACCUUUAAGAGGCUUAACACCUCCCUUACCUGAUUUGGAUGAUGAGCCAUACAGUCCUGGUGAGGAUGACCCUUAUUCCCCAGAAGAUAUGGAAGCAGAAAGCAUAAUUGUUAAACCAAACCCUGAAAUUCAGCGCAAUCUUGAGGAAGUCAACCGCAUGAUUGAGGAAAAGAGACAAAAAAUUGAAAUCAUGACUUCAGCUGCCUCUCUUCCACCCAAUGUUAUACCCGGCAUUACAGACUCUGCAUACACAAUGGAUGAUGAAAAUGAUGCUUAUAGUCCAAGUGCAAGAUUUACCCCACCCACUACUUCUGACUCUAUUCCUUUCUUUGAUUCUAAAACUUUACCUGAUAUAAAACUGCCAUCGAAUCUACAAGAAAUUUUAGCAAGCAUCAAAGUUCCUGACUCACUUAAUGGCCAAUCACGGGUUUUAGAUGUUAACUCUGAUCCAAUAGUCAGAGCUUACACUAGUGCUGCUUACCGGGAUGAGGAUGAUGACCAUUCUGAGGAUGAGCUGUCUGGGCCGAUCCAAGAAAAAACCAGCCGUGACCCACGGCAGAGACCAAUUAUUUUGCCCAAAUCUUCUUUGAGUCAGCUCUCAGAUGCAGAUCUUAUCAGGAAAGCAGCCGAAAUGGAACAAACCCACAAGCCAGAAAUGUUUUUUCCGCUUCUACCACUCUUACCACCACCUCCAUUCCCCACACAGCAGAUACCUUUCCCUAAAGGACCACCACCUGCUCUUACAACAGUUCAGCCCAUACCCAACCUCACACAUCCACAAAGGAAAAGAAAGGAAUACUCACCUACCAAAGAAUUUGAUGUACACAAAAAUUUCAAAGAAUAUUUACACAAAGAUGAUUAUAUGUCAGAAAGGAGGAAUAGGAAAUGGGAGCAUAGAGGACCAAAUAAUGUACCACGAGGGGUGCCACCACGUAUCCACAAUAGGGGAGGUAGUAGUGGUGGAGGUAGCAGUGGAACUAAUUUCAGAAGAGGUUUUGACCAAAGAGGACGCCUGGGACAGUUUCGUGGAAGGUUUGGUCAACGGCGGGGAGGAAGUAAUGGUAGCAGCUUUCGUGGACCCCAUCAGCGCCAUAAGUUUGAUGGAGUACAGAAUGAGUGGGAUGAAGAAAUACGUAAUUUUGAACAGCGAAAAGCAAGAGAAAUGGACAGGGAACGAAGAAAACGUAGACCUUCCAGGUCUCCAUCACCAAAUCGGAGACGACGUCAAAGAAAAAUCUCAGCUUCAAAUAGUAACUAAAAGUUUUAUGUAGCACAAGCUUUAAUAUUGAUCUCUUGUUUUAUACAAUGAUGAACACUGUAUAUAUUGUACAGUUUAAGAAAUUGUACAUUUUAAAAAUUGUGUAAAUAUAACAUAUAUAUAUUGACUAUAAUUGUAUAUUUGUGCAGAAAAGUUAUGUCUAAACCUAACAAUGUGUACCUGCAACAUUUAUUUUUCAUUUUAUUUAGGUAUGUUAAUUAUACUGCUUAAACAUUAGUGAUAUGUUUUAGAUUUUUUAGUCAUAUUCACCAAAAAGACUCUUAUCUAAUUUUAUAAAUUAAACUGAUAAUUGAUUCAUACCAUAACUUCUUAAAUUAUGGUAAAUCACGCAAGGUUUUUGUUUUACUUUAAAAAUAAAGUUAAAUUUUUAAAACUUGUCAAUGUGCAAUUAAUUAUU